AUGCGUCGCUUCGUGGUCGAUGCCGCGCGUCGCCACGCGCGAUGCGCGGUCGCGCGUCCGUCGAGCGCGCGCGCGGUGCGAGCGCUGGUGCCGGACGUGACGCCGGCGUACGCGCGCGCGUACGCGGACGUGAGCGCGCUGAAGCGCACGCCGUUGUACGACGUGCACGUCGCGCGCGGUGGAAAGUUGGUUGACUUCGCCGGGUACGCGCUGCCGAUUCAAUACGGAGACUCGAUCAUGGAGGCGACGCAGCACUGCCGGACGAACGCGUCGUUGUUUGAUGUGUCGCACAUGCUUGGGUCGAGCAUCAGGGGGAAGGAUGCGACGGCGUUCUUGGAAUCUCUCGUCGUCGCGGACCUGAAGGGGUUGAAGAACGGCACGGGGACGCUGAGCGUGAUGACGAAUGAAAAGGGCGGGAUCAUCGACGAUACGGUGAUCACGAAGAUCAACGAUCACGAUUACUACGUCGUGCUCAACGCCGGAUGCGCGGAAAAGGAUCAGAAGCACAUCAACGCCCACUUGGCCAAGGCCAAGGCGAACGGUAUGGAUGUUGAUUUCAUCGUGCACUCGAACCGUUCGCUCUUGGCGUUUCAAGGCCCGAAGACGAUGGAGGUGCUCCAGCGCUUCACCGAUUUCGAUCUCUCCAAGCUCUACUUCGGUAUGUUCACGGAGAUGACCGUGAACGGUGGUAAGGUUUGGGUGACUCGUACCGGUUACACGGGCGAGGACGGCUUCGAGAUCUCCGUCCCGAACGAGGACGCGGUGAAGCUCGCCGAGGCGCUCGAGGGCCAACCCGAAGUUCGCUUCGCCGCGCUCGGUCCGAGAGAUUCUCUCCGCCUCGAGGCCGGUCUCUGCCUCUACGGUAACGACUUGAACGAAGAUAUCACCCCGCCGGAGGCUGGUUUGACGUGGACCAUCGGCAAGGCGCGUCGGGAGAAGUGUGACUUCGUCGGCGGCGAGAUCAUCAAGAAGCAGCUCGAGAACCCGGCGUCGAUCCCGCAGCGACGCGUCGGCCUCACCUUCACCGGUAAGGGCGCCCCCGCUCGCCAGCACUCCAUCAUUCUCGACAUGGACGGUAACACCAUCGGUGAGGUCACCUCUGGUGGCUUCUCCCCGGUGCUCCAAAAGAACAUCGCCAUGGGUUACGUCGCCAAGGCGUUCGCCAAGGCGGGCACCGAGGUCCAGGUCGAGACGCGAGGCAAGCGCACGGCCGCCGUGACGUCAAAGAUGCCCUUCGUGAACACCACCUACUACAAGCCCGAGUAA
Molecule: messenger RNA, 1266 nt
Organism: Ostreococcus tauri
Lineage: Eukaryota; Viridiplantae; Chlorophyta; Mamiellophyceae; Mamiellales; Bathycoccaceae
Product: GTP-binding protein TrmE/Glycine cleavage system T protein, domain 1
Exons: 1
Coding region: 1-1266 (421 amino acids)
Biological process (GO): glycine catabolic process
Cellular component (GO): mitochondrion
Molecular function (GO): aminomethyltransferase activity; protein binding
Source: RefSeq, a predicted model, not a curated record